Molecule: messenger RNA, 1245 nt
Organism: Sporisorium graminicola
Lineage: Eukaryota; Fungi; Basidiomycota; Ustilaginomycetes; Ustilaginales; Ustilaginaceae
Exons: 2
Coding region: 1-1245 (414 amino acids)
Biological process (GO): heme biosynthetic process
Cellular component (GO): cytosol
Molecular function (GO): uroporphyrinogen decarboxylase activity
Source: RefSeq, a predicted model, not a curated record
AUGUCCUCCAAGAUUCCGGGCUUGCAGCACAUCCAGUCGUUCACCCAGAGAAAGGAAAAGGAAUGCCGAAAGCCCGAAGAGGGGCUCAAAAAUGAUCUGAUCAUUCGUGCUGCUCGUGGUCACCAGACCGAAAGGGCUCCCUGCUGGAUCAUGCGUCAAGCUGGCCGAUACCUCCCAGAAUUUCGCAAGAUUCGAGAGGAUCACGACUUUUUCGAGUGCUGUCGCAACCCAGAGCUGGCGUCCGAGAUCACAGUGCAGCCCAUCCGCCGCUACUCGGGACUGCUCGAUGCAGCCAUCAUCUUUUCGGACAUCCUCGUUGUGCCGCAGGCCAUGGGAAUGGAGGUGGAGAUGCUUCCUGCUAAGGGACCUCACUUCCCCGAUCCGCUCGUGACGCCCAAGGACAUUGCGACCAAGCUCAAGAAGAAGGUCGACGUCGAAAAGGAGCUGGGGUACGUGUACGAAGCCAUCGCAUUGACUCGCACCAAGCUGGACGGCGAGGUGCCGCUGAUCGGAUUCUGCGGUGCUCCUUGGACGCUGAUGGCGUACAUGGUGGAAGGCGGAGGUAGCAAGACGUUUGAAAAGGCCAAGACGUGGCUGUUCAAAUAUCCCGAGGAAUCCAAGCAGCUGCUGCAGAGGAUCGCCGACGUCUGCACCGAUUUCCUGGUGGGACAGGUCAAGGCGGGUGCGCAGCUGCUGCAGGUGUUUGACUCGUGGGCUGGCGAGCUGUCUCCCUCGGACUUCCGUCAGUUUUCGCUUCCGUAUCUGCGCUCGAUUGCGGCUUCGGUGCGUGACAUCCUGUCGACCAAGUCGAUCCCGUGCCCCCCGCUGAUUGUGUUCGCCAAGGGUGCGUUGGGUCACUCGCUGCCCGAAGUGGUCAAGGCGGGCUACGAUGUUGUGGGACUGGACUGGACGGUGGAGCCCUGCGUUGCACGUAAAGUGGUGGAGCUCGCAUCUCCGGGCAAGUCGAACUACAAGGAUGCAAGCGGACAGAACGAGGCAGGCCACCGUUUGGCGCUGCAGGGUAACAUGGACCCGUCGGUGCUGUACGCGGGCAAGGAGGCGAUCGAAGCCAAGGUAGAAGAGAUGCUGCGAUCUAAGAAGGGCGGCUUCGGCGGUGGAGGAGCGUACAUUGCCAACCUGGGACACGGAAUUACGCCCGGUGUGGACCCAGAGGCGGUCAGGAUCUACCUCAAGGCGGUGCACAGGAUCAGCCGUGAGGUCAACAGUGCUCAAGAUGAAGAAUAA